AUGAAUGGCGAUGUUUUAGACAAUUCUGUUUCUUCACUACUAACUUCAGAAUCCUCAGAAAAAUCACAACAAUCAUUCAAUUAUUCUUCAACUAACAACAAUUCUAAUAAUAAUGACAACGGUUUAACCUCAGUUUUACACGGAUUUAUAGUUAACGGUUUAGCUUUGACUGCAAUGAUGAAAACAGAAAUGGGGGAGAAUGGGGAGGGGGAACAACAACAACAAAAUAAUUCGUUGGAAGAUAUUAACGAAGAAAUUAAUGAUGAAAUGAAGCUAAAAAAAACAAUUCAAAGCACUAGCUCUUUCAAACCCCAAAACAAUUUAAAUUUUAAUAAUUCUUGGCGUUGUGCCCAACAAAUGGAAGAAAAUGACAUUUCGUCCCAUUUUGAGAGAAAAAAGUUUUUGAACGCAAAUUUUGGAUUUUUUGAGGAGAAUGGGAAGGAAUUGAAGAAAAAUUGUGAAGAGAUUAAUUUUGGGCGUGUAGACAGCUUGAAACUUCAGGAAGAAGAUGAUAACCUUCAAAAUUUUAAUUUAGAAAAAUUCAAUAAAACAAACAAUUUUUCCCUCUUUUCUACCAAAAUGUUGAUGACAACAAUGAAUGAUUUUGGAAAUAAGGAUGGAUUUGAGGAUCAAAUGUCUCAUUCUUCCUAUAAGAAUAAUUUUAUGUCUAUUGGCGUUAAUGAGGACGAGAAUAAUUUAAAAAACGAAAUAAACAGAACGCCAACAACAAACAUUAUGCCAGCCACGAACAUUAUGCCAACCACAAACAUGCCAAAAAAGAAGAAGAAAAAGCCUUACAAAGAGUUAACCUUAGAACAGAAAGUCGAAUUAAUCCGCCUCGCAGAACGCUGCACUAAUCUAAGCCAAGCAAGUAUAGCAGAACGAUACGCUAUUGCAAAAUCAAAUGUUUGUAGAAUUUUGCAAAGAAAAACGGAAUAUGUUAGGGCUUUGGAAUGUGCUGGGUUUGCCGGUUCGAGGAAGAGAAAAUUGAGGACAGCAAUAAAUUUGGGGGAAGAAAAUUUGGAAUUGAUUAAUGGGGAAAUGAAGAAUAAUAAAAAUAUUGGUGGGGGAAGAGGAGGAAGAAAUAAUUUAUUUGUGGAUGUGGAAGAGGAGGAAGAAUUGAAUAAUAACAAUAAUUGUUUUAAUAUUUUGUGUGAUAAAAAAGAUAUUGAUAAAUUAAUUGAAGGAAGUUGGAAGAAUGGAGAGAUUGAGGCAAAUUUGGAUUUGAAUGGAAACGAAGAAGAAGAUGAUAAGUGGUUUUUGAGUUGAUACAGUCGAGUCUCGAUAACACAUCUC
This is a messenger RNA of Meloidogyne enterolobii, 1296 nucleotides long. Lineage: Eukaryota; Metazoa; Nematoda; Chromadorea; Rhabditida; Meloidogynidae. The record is from the annotation of a GenBank genome assembly.